Molecule: messenger RNA, 1200 nt
Organism: Syzygium oleosum
Lineage: Eukaryota; Viridiplantae; Streptophyta; Magnoliopsida; Myrtales; Myrtaceae
Product: probable WRKY transcription factor 57
Exons: 3
Coding region: 154-1092 (312 amino acids)
Biological process (GO): regulation of DNA-templated transcription
Molecular function (GO): sequence-specific DNA binding; DNA-binding transcription factor activity
Source: RefSeq, a predicted model, not a curated record
AGAGAGCUUCGAAAAAGCUACGCGUCCUUUCCAACGCUAGCAUAGCUAUUAGCCUCUCCCCCCGCUAGCAACGCAAACCCUAGCUCUCUCUCUCUGCAGUCUGCACUGCGACUUCUUCUCUCGGCUCUGAAGAAGGCCCCGACCCUUUCUUUCAUGGACGACAAUGAAGAGCAGCGCCGAUCCGAUCCCUUCGCGGAGUUCGCCCCCGUCCCCUGCUGGCCCCAGCUCGGCUCCGACCCGGACGGCCGCUACUUCUUCGGCGUCGGCGGGGGCGACCGAGACGGCGCGGUCCUGAGGGAGUUCGGGUGGAGCCUCCCGGGAGCCGGAUCCGUCGGAGCCCGCGACUGCUUCGGCGGGGACGACGACGUCGGCCACCAGAUCAUCAUGGCCGCGGGCGAGGGGACGGGAUCGGGGCCCCGCGGCUCGGGCGCCGCCGCCUCGGCCGCCGCCUGCGGGGGGGCCGCGUCGACGUCGAACAGGACGGCGUCCUCGGAGUCGAGCGAGGAUCCGCAGGAGAGGUCCGCGGCCUCCGGCGAGAGCUUGCUGGUGCCAGAGAAACCGAAUAAAGUUCGAAAGAAAGGACAAAAGAGAAUAAAGCAGCCACGAUUUGCGUUCUUGACUAAGAGCGAAGUUGAUCAUCUUGAAGAUGGGUACCGCUGGCGAAAAUAUGGUCAAAAGGCUGUUAAAAAUAGUCCAUAUCCGAGGAGCUACUAUCGUUGCACGAAUAGCAAAUGCACAGUCAAGAAGAGAGUGGAGCGGUCCUCGGAAGACCCUGCAAUUGUAAUAACCACCUACGAAGGCCAACAUUGCCACCAUUCAGCUGGGUACCUCCGCAGCAGCGUCCUUAGCCACGAGGCUACCUUCGGCAGGCAUUUGGCUCAUCCGGCCUCACAAAUUCACCAUCCCACACGAGCUCAUAUACCCAUAGAAACUUCUCCUCCUAACUUAAACGCUUACCGUGUACCAACCUCUUCUGGAGACUUGCAACGGUUGCCGACUUCUUCCAGAGAACGCGGAGCAGUGUCCGGUGUUAAUCAAGUUCUUCCUACCGAAGGACUGCUUGCCGAUGUUGUGCCUCCUGGAAUGAGAUGAUGAUUGAAUGAUGGUAAAUGCUAACUCGAAGACAAAUUAAUGGCUAUUUCAAUACUGAUAUACGCUGUAAAUAUGGCUCCUAUUUAUUCAUGUCAUUGAUUUAGUGAA